AAAAGAAAAGUUAUAGCUCAAAUCCUUCACUCUCCCACAACUCCAUUAAAGGGAAGAGAAACAAAAACACAAACCUCCAAAAAAAACAAACGACAUCGUUUUCGAUCCCUAAACAAACACUCACACAAUGUUCAGAAACCAGUACGAUACCGAUGUAACAACAUGGUCACCAGCAGGAAGACUAUUUCAAGUAGAAUACGCAAUGGAAGCAGUAAAACAAGGUUCAGCAGCAAUAGGUCUUCGAUCUAAAACACACGUGAUACUGGCGUGCGUAAACAAGGCUAAUUCUGAACUAUCAUCACAUCAGAAAAAGAUCUUUAAAGUUGAUGACCAUAUUGGUGUUGCUAUUGCUGGAUUAACAGCUGAUGGACGUGUACUUUCACGGUAUAUGAGGACUGAGUGUAUUAAUUAUGCUUAUUCUUAUGAGUCUCCCUUACCUGUCGGCAGGCUUGUUGUUCAACUUGCUGAUAAAGCUCAGGUUUGCACUCAGCGAUCGUGGAAACGGCCUUAUGGUGUUGGCUUGCUUGUUGGUGGACUGGAUGAGUCUGGUGCUCACCUUUACUACAAUUGUCCUAGUGGUAACUACUUCGAGUAUCAAGCUUUUGCCAUUGGAUCUCGGUCACAAGCUGCAAAAACCUACUUGGAACGUAGGUUUGAGACUUUCAUGGAUUCUUCUCGUGAAAGCCUGCUUAAGGACGCACUCUUUGCACUGAGGGAAACUUUGCAAGGAGAAAAAUUAACAAGCUCCAACUGCACGGUAGCUGUGGUAGGAGUAGGAGAGGCUUUCCAUACACUGGACAAGGAAACCAUACAAGCAUUGAUCAAUGAAUUUGAGAUAGCUGGUGAGGAGGCUCCUGCCGAAGUCCCGGAUCAAGCUGCGAGUGAUGAACCAGCAGCACCUGAAGAGGGUGCUGCCCCUGCUGCUGAAGGAGCUGCCCCAAUGGAUAUAUGAUGACGUUAUGUCUUUCUUUAGGCCUCACUUCUUUCAUAUUAAGAGAUUUCUUCCUAAAAUGUUGAGAUUUUGUGUGGCACAAUGGGUAAUAUUUCUGCUUGGAUGUUUUAUUAUGCAAUCAUGCUUUACUAUGGUCCAAACACUUUAAAACUCAUGCUUCUGAGAUUUGAACUAUAGACAUUUUAAGCGACUUUGUUGGGUUGGA
This is a messenger RNA of Lycium ferocissimum, 1157 nucleotides long. RefSeq names its product proteasome subunit alpha type-1-A-like. NCBI's taxonomy places the organism in Eukaryota, Viridiplantae, Streptophyta, Magnoliopsida, Solanales, Solanaceae. The record is from RefSeq and is a predicted model, not a curated record. Gene Ontology annotation, biological process: ubiquitin-dependent protein catabolic process. Bases 128 to 952 code for a protein of 274 amino acids. The transcript has 2 exons. Gene Ontology annotation, cellular component: proteasome core complex; proteasome core complex, alpha-subunit complex.